AACCUGUGGACGGACGGACUUUGCCUGCCUGCCAGCGCGCACAGUACUUUCCCGGCGACUUGUCACCGAGCUCCGCUCCGUAUUUUUCUCCUUUCUCGAGCAGCCGUAAAGGAUUCUCGCUUCGCUGCCAUGGCUCGCGUUCUUGUCGGAGUUAAGAGAGUCAUCGACUAUGCUGUCAAGAUCCGAGUGAAGCCUGACAAGUCGGGUGUUGUCACUGAAGGUGUCAAGCACUCCAUGAACCCAUUCGAUGAAAUCGCAGUUGAAGAAGCAGUCAAGAUGAAGGAGAAGAAGUUGGCUGCCGAGGUAGUUGCUGUUUCAUGCGGUCCAUCACAAGCACAGGAAACUCUGAGAACAGCGCUUGCCAUGGGUGCAGACCGAGCAAUUCAUGUUGAAGUUUCAGGAGCAGAGUAUGAAACCUUGCAGCCAAUUCAUGUUUCCAAAAUUCUAGCAAAACUGGCUCAAGAUGAGAAAGCAGAUAUUGUCAUUCUUGGAAAGCAGGCAAUUGAUGAUGACUCAAACCAAACUGCUCAAAUGGUCGCUGGUGUUUUGGACUGGCCUCAAGCUACCUAUGCCUCCAAGGUUGAGAAAAAAGAUGGUGAACUGCAUGUGACCCGAGAGAUUGAUGGCGGUCUUGAGAAUAUCAAAGUAAAGUUGCCUGCUGUACUCAGCGCUGACCUGCGUUUGAACGAGCCCCGUUAUGCCACAUUGCCCAAUAUCAUGAAAGCUAAGAAGAAGCCUCUGAAGAAAGUGACAGCAAAGGAUCUGGGAGUGGACCUUGCCCCCAGAAUCCAGAUCAUCAGUGUUGAAGAGCCUCCAGUAAGGCAAGCUGGCUCCAUUGUUGGGGAUGUUGACACUCUUGUAUCUAAACUGAAAGAAUCUGGCCAUGUAUAAUUGAUCUGUUGUAUUGCUUUUUGUUGUAUCUGUAUCCACAUCAUGUAUUUGCGAUCACUGCUCUAGUGCCAUCUGAGGUGAAACAAAGACAUUUUGGUCAUAUUCUUUUAAGUGUUAAUAUGUAUUCAUAGAUAAAUAUUUUUUACUGCUCUUUUAUCCCAUUGUACAUGAAAUCCAAAAAGCAAUGUGUAUGUUGAAAUUUGUCUCAAUUAUAUGAAUGUACAGAAUAAAUAUUAGGAAAAAUAAUACCAA
Messenger RNA from Thrips palmi, 1143 nucleotides. It is a transcript of the gene Etfb, whose product is annotated as electron transfer flavoprotein subunit beta. The coding region runs from base 130 to 891 and encodes 253 amino acids. NCBI's taxonomy places the organism in Eukaryota, Metazoa, Arthropoda, Insecta, Thysanoptera, Thripidae. The record is from RefSeq and is a predicted model, not a curated record. Gene Ontology annotation, molecular function: electron transfer activity. The transcript is spliced from 6 exons. Gene Ontology annotation, cellular component: cytosol.